This is a messenger RNA of Ceratosolen solmsi marchali, 987 nucleotides long. RefSeq lists its product as uncharacterized. The record is from RefSeq and is a predicted model, not a curated record. The transcript has 7 exons. Lineage: Eukaryota; Metazoa; Arthropoda; Insecta; Hymenoptera; Agaonidae. Bases 1 to 987 code for a protein of 328 amino acids.
AUGAGUAAAAAUUUAAAUGAAGUUGAAAAAUGCACAAACGUUGGGCCGUUGAAUGCAAAAAUAACAAAAUCUGAAGAAUUAAUAAAUCCACAAAAUGAACGAAAAAAAUCUGCAAGAAAAAUGUCUCGAUUGGCGAAUAAACUUCGUCUCAGCGGUGGAGCAGACGUCGACGAUGUAUCAGGGGAAGAAAUAAUGAACGAUCAGGAUGAUAAGGACAAGGAUCAAACCGAAAAUGCUGCAUUAUCAAGCGAGUUAUUCGAUAAAGACAAACUUCUUAUGAAGCAGCCUCUUCCGUCAACUGGGGAUCCGCGGGUAGACGAGAUGCUGGAAUGCGCACUGGAGAGCCUGGAGGAGGCCGGGAAGGCGCUUGCGAGUCUCGGAGAGAACCUCGAACACGAGUUAAAGCUGUUCCUGAUCGAGCUGAUGGGCAGAACGCGAAAGUGGACCAGCCAAGUAGAAAGUAAAAUCGAGUGGACAAGACAAACCGUCUUUGAGCUUCAUAAGGAAUUGACAACGCAAGUCGCCACCCUGAGGGACAGUCAAAGGGAGUCAGCCGUGUUGCAAAAGAAACUAAUGAACGAGAAUUCUAAAUUCAAUGCUCCGGCAGAAAAUAUGGAAUCACCGAACCGAGAGAAGAGCAACCUUACGGUCAACAAAGGAGAUUGUGGUAAAAUGUCAAAUAGUCCUUCGCGAGCGCAAAGCAGCCGUUUCGGGACUUGUACAGAAAAUGUCGACGAUACCUGCCAGACCUCGCAAGAUGCCGAGUACGAGCGUCUAGAAGGCUGCCUUGCAGAGUUGGAGUGCGAAGUCCUGGAGUUGCGAAAGGAAAACCAAAGAAUCGUGAAGGAUCGCGCCGAAUACGAGAACGCGAUCCAGCGUGCCUUGCUUAAAGGCGUUUCCUCCCUUAAUGUCGAGGCCCUCAAAGUUUUGCGCUGUACUCCCAUCCAAAGUUGUGGUCCACCAUGUGAGAACACAACAUCCAUGUAA